AUGUCACCCCCAACCGCAGCUCCAUUCCCCCUCCAUGACACCCUCAUCAUCGGCGCCGGCCCCAGCGGCCUAGCCGUCGCGGCGCGCCUCCGCGAGGAGACGCCCUCGGCCAUGUUCACCGACGACGAGCACCAGCGCUACCACUGGAUCAACAAGCACCGGGGCCGGAUGGCGCUGGUGCAGGCGCGACAGAGCGGGAGCGGGCAACGGUGGAAGCAGAGAGGCGCGGAGGGCGUGAGGGCGGAGCGGUAUCGGGGGGUGCAGAGUCGCUUCCAGCCUGGGAGCUUGAGUUCGGGGUCUGACUCGGGCUCGAGUACAGGCUCUGAUAUAGCCAGUUCGCCACCUGGGUUAUCUUCUUCGGUCACUAGUUCUUCAUCUAGUUUUACCGAAGAGGAGGAAGAGGAGGAACAGGACGACGGGAACACAUCGACGCUGGUGCUGGAUUCCUCCGCGCCGCGGUGGAUGGAGAAAUGGAACCGCGCAUUCAAGACGCUGGAGAUCGAGCAGCUGCGCAGCCCGAUGUUCUUCCACGUCGAUCCGCGCGACCGCGACGGCAUGCUGGCGUAUACGCAGGAAGCGGCGCGCGGGGCCGAGCUGUGGGAGAUCUCGGGACCCCCCGCCGAGCCCGAAAUCGACGAACGAGACCGCAAAGACUACUUCGCCCCCUCCACCCGUCUCUUCGCAGACUACUGCCAGACAAUCGUCGCGCGCUACCGCCUCAACACCCCCGGCCUGAUCCGCCAGAGCGAGGUCGUCGACAUUCAGUACGGGGACCACGCAGAGGGCAAGAUCUUCACCGUCACCGCCGCAGACGGCUCAAAGCACUACAGCCGCACCGUCGUCCUGGCCAUCGGCCCCGGCUCCCAGAAAAUCUUCCCCUUCCCCUUGUCCCCCGCCGAACAGCACGGCGCCUGCCACAGCGCUGACAUCCGCGGCUUCCCUUCCCCGAAUGUGGCAGCCAAGAUCCGCCGUCGCCAGCCCUCGCAUCUGGUCGUCGUCGGCGGCGGGCUGUCGUCGGCCCAGAUCGUCGAUAUGGCCGUGCGUCGCGGCGUCACCAAGGUGUGGUUGCUCAUGCGCUCUGAGUAUAAAGUAAAACACUUCGACCUAGCCCUAAACUGGAUGGGAAAGUUCAAGAACCUCGAGAAAGCGCGCUUCUGGUCCGCCGACUCCGAUGAAGAGCGCGCAGCCAUCAUUCAGCUCGCCCGCGGCGGCGGCAGCAUCACGCCGCACUACACCAAGCUCCUCAAGCAGCACGCCGCCCGCGGCGCCGUCUCCAUCCACCCGCGCACCGUCCUCACCUCCCACACCUACCAUCCCGAAUCUCAGACCUGGUCCCUCGCCACCGACCCCCCCAUCCCCGCCCUCGCCGACACCCCCAUCGACUACAUCUACUUCGCCACCGGCAUGCGCGCCGAUGUCGCCGAGAUGCCUCUGCUGCAGAGCAUGCGCGCGCAGUACCCCGUGGACAUAGUGCAGGGGCUGCCCUGCUUGACUGAGGAUCUGAUGUGGAGAGACGGCGUGCCGCUGUUUCUGGCGGGGCGGUUGGCGGCCUUGAGACUGGGGCCUGGGGCCGCGAAUCUCGACGGUGCUAGGUUGGGCGCGGAGAGGAUUGCCUGGGGAAUGGAGGAGUUUCUCGGUCGUGGUCCGGGACAUGGGAAAGGGGGUCAAGUGGAGGGGGAGGGGGAGAGGGAGAGGGAGAGAGCGUGUUUCUGUGGGCUGGGGAAUCGGUUCAAAGAGUUGGAGUUCAUGGCGGAGGAUGAAGAGGAACGGGAGUGUGCUGUGCUUUGCUAAGUCUACCUGCU
Messenger RNA from Aspergillus homomorphus CBS 101889, 1802 nucleotides. Its product is annotated as FAD binding domain protein. Bases 1 to 1791 code for a protein of 596 amino acids. NCBI's taxonomy places the organism in Eukaryota, Fungi, Ascomycota, Eurotiomycetes, Eurotiales, Aspergillaceae. The record is from RefSeq and is a predicted model, not a curated record. The transcript has 3 exons.